This is a messenger RNA of Xyrauchen texanus (razorback sucker), 4234 nucleotides long. RefSeq names its product proline and serine-rich protein 2-like. The transcript is spliced from 4 exons. The coding region runs from base 113 to 1954 and encodes 613 amino acids. The record is from RefSeq and is a predicted model, not a curated record. Lineage: Eukaryota; Metazoa; Chordata; Actinopteri; Cypriniformes; Catostomidae.
GCUGUUGCGGAAUGUUCGGGUGAGACCGGUCACAGUUUGGAUCAUUGCACAUGACCCCUGACCUUUACUGCUAGACCCUUUCACAGGACGUCGUGCCCUUGAUGCUGUAGUCAUGGAUGUUCACGUGCACAACAGUGGGACACUUCACUAUAGGCUGAACAACUAUCAGAAUACUCAUACUGUACAAGAUGAUCUACAGUUCCUCAGUAUGGAGGAACGGGAGUGUAUUUUGUUCUUCGAGGAAACCAUUGGCAUGCUAGAGGAGGAGCUGGAAGAUGACGGGGCGAGAAUAUCCAGAGAGGUGCAUCCAGUGCCCAUUACAGUCCGACUUCCCAGCCCUGGAGAUCAUGACAUCAUUGACCUGGUGCAUCCCACACCUGAGCCCAGCAAGCAUACAGACACGCUGCCCGCCAUCCCAGAUUUCCAAGAGCUGGUUGGAGCCCCAGAGACCCCUUUUGAGGUGAAGGCCAAGCAAAACCCAAUGGAGAAUUCCCCCUCAGAGCUGACCAUCGCUACUCCUGUGGCCGAGGAGGGUGGACACCGACCCCCACCCGGUUCUGUUCCCACCCCUGUAGUCAUCGCCAGUAACAUCGCGGAGCACCAGGGUCCCGGCGGAGCCUUACCGCUACCUUCAAUGUUGAACCAGCGAAGACACAGUCUGGAGUUACCACAAAACACCUCGGCCAAACACGGCCCUCCAACUCAUGCCAAGCCAAUGCAUCUCCCAGACAACAUCAGCUUGAUGAUUGGCAGCCGGGAACAUGUUCUCCAUUCCAUCGCCGCAGAAGCUGUCAGUGUGCAGGAGCGCCGGGCACAGAUGCUUGCCAACCUCCCUGGCUCCGCCCACCCUCUAGAGGGUGGAGAACCAGUCUGUGUCCGCAACCUUCCCAUUCGGAGUGUGUCAUUCCGAGAUCUAAUGCCUGACAAGUCCAGGAUGGAGGCGCUCUCAAAGCUUGGGCUUAUGAGGAACCGAGCGCAAUCGGUCAUGUACCCAUCUCCUAGGGACUCAAAUGCAGAAGGCAUCAGCUUUAAGACUAACGCAAAUACAGUUCAGACGACUUUCAAGAGUGAUAAUGGACCUAUACACACCUGUAAUGCUUCAAGUAGGGUUCAUGCUCCAAACUCUUCCAGUAGUUUGAAUGCCCCCAACAUUGCUUUUACUACAAACAAGGCCAUUAACAACAACGUUACCAGUACAGUGAACAUCGUUGCUGAUGUCCCCACUACGACCCAUGGCAUGGACACCAAAGACCACUGUCAAACCAACACCGUUACCAAACAGGACAAUUCCAGACCCUCACCAGCGCUAACGAGUGCUGAGGUCACACACAGUGAUUUCAACAGUUAUGGUGGUAAGAGCAUCACCUUGAACCCCACAAUGACCUUUUGGGCUGAGUAUAUCCCACCUCAAAGUGCCACAGCCAUUUCCUCGCCCAAAACAGAAGCUCAAGAGGUCCAUCUCAACAGCUUUGGUGGUUGGUCCAGAGUCAUGAAUCCAUCCGUAGCACACAGAGAUGAGCCAGAUGGAUAUAGCAGCUACAGCCACUCACUGCCUAGCCAAAUCAGCCACCUAAAUAACCAUGGAGCCCAAUCAAAGACCCUCUCGUCUGUAGAAGAGGACUACUCGACUGUGAGCCCGCACCCUGGAAGAAGGACCACUGACGAAGACGUUUCUACAAUAAAAGUGACCUCCUCACACUCCGAAGCACCUUCGCAUCCAGUUGUGACCAGACAACCUCCCACUCCGGCUCCAAAACCAUCUCGGCGCUCAAGUCCUCUGAGUCCCACUAGGCCGAGACUCAGUCCUCCGUCCCUAGAGUUACGCCACAAACCUGCGCCAAAGUCGUCCUUUCGAUCGCAGGGAAUAACGGUCCAGUUCUCCGGGAAAGGAGCCACGAAUGAAGCCAGACGUGAUGCGCUACGCAAACUUGGACUGCUGAGGGAUACUUCUUAAAAGUUCACAAACACGAAAGAGACUAGAUUGUUCGGUGUGGUGAAGACUCUAUAGCUAAUUCAAUCGAUCAUAUAUAUACACACACUAUCUUGUAUGUUGUUGCAUUACCUUGUUUGCAGGUUCAAAGUCCAGGAGUUCCUGUGAAUGAUUUUCCAUCUGUCGGACAGCAGCGAGCCUUGUUGAUUGACUUGUUAUAUUUUGGUUGGAGAAAGUUAUCCAUUAGCGGUCCCAUUCAUGUAAAUGGCGGUUGCUUGGGGUGCCAUCUUUCCUUCAUGUGGACUUCUUUUUGAGCCAAUCACAUGAGCUGUAAACGCCAUGUGACUGCUCAGUCUAUAUUAGCACUAUUUGCAGCAUACAGGGACAUUUUUUUGUACACAAAAAUCAACUGUAAUGGCAUAUUUGCUACUAACACGUUGGUCAGAAUACAUCCAGACUUCUUUUGGAUGGCCGUCUAUCCACCAGUGGAGGCUAACUGUUGAUGCUAACUGGGAAACCUUGACCCCCUGUUUGUUGUUGGCAAUUUUUAUGAAAUUAUAAUGUUAUAAGAAACAAAUCCUGCAACUAAAGCUCAUCUACAUUGAUGCAUUUAUCCAAAGUACAGGAAUUGGACCCAUGAUUUUAGCAUUGUUAGCGCCAUGUGCUACCAGUUGUGCUAUGAGCACUUGUCUUGUUCUCAGUGAGUCAUUUCUUUUAUUGUCUGUUGUAGGUUUCAUGCCACGGCCAUUCAUUUUGAGUGGCAAAUUUGCCAAGAAACCCAUUGUGGCUUGGGGGUAGAAACACAGUAACCAGGUCUGAGGUUCUAGCCCAUUGUUGCGGUUCUGUGCCCAAGAGUCUACCCAGAGACACAAAGGGGAUUAUGGGUCUUGCUGAAACUGUUUUGAAAUGUUUUAUGUACCAAUUAUGAAUAUACCUGUAACCCUAAUAUUUGGAGAGGAAUCCUCCACCUACUGAACUAUCAUGUGCCCAAUUCCUGGGACGGAUUACAGACCGGGCCAAUGGGGGCCAGCGCCCUGGGCUUUAAGGUUGUGUGAUCUAGUUUGGUGAUCCCAGCUCGAAAUCCCUUUUGGGCAUGAACACCCCCCCAAAACAACUUUUGGGUGGAGGGGGCCCUUGGAGAUAAUUGGCCCCAAGGAAUUUGCAAGUCAUAAUCCGCCCCUGCCCAAUUGUCAUAGGACGACUGUUGUUUUUACUGAGCAUCUUUUACAAAAUACUUGUAGCCUAACCACAGAUGACAUAACCAUAGCAACUGGCCCAACUGUUGAGCGGUUCUCUGUCAUUUUCUGCAUAUCGUGGUGCCGUUUUGUGGUCUGUUCUGCAUAAAGCGGCGGCUCAUUGUUGCUUAUCGCGGCCCAUUCGGCAGGUUUCGCGGCCGAACCACCGGCCUCUCGGUUCUCCCAGUGGCCAUUCCACCCCAUGAUUGGCCCAAAAGUGCAUCGACCCACUGGGAAAAUGCCCGGUAUGCCAGAUUACAAGUCCAGCCCUGUUCAGAGGAUAUGAAUCUUCACUCUUAGCUAUUGAAGUGUUCUCUAUAGCUUCAGGGAUUGCCGAUAACAUGCUCAUGAGUGUUGUCAUUUUUAAAAGUAACUAUGUAUAAUGAAAGUGACCAAACUGAAGUUCGAGAUCAUGUUUGAGCAAUUAAGUAGAGGUCAGUUUAUAGAAUGCAUACAUUUACACUAAAGAUAUAGUUAUAGUUGUGUAUUAUACAUGAUACAUUAUUAGGAUCAUCUGCUGUAAAGAAGCCAGACCAAUCACUUGGUUAGUUUACAUAAGAAAUACCUCACAGAGAAAUCUCUUGCAUAUUGUCUUUUUAAUAUUGUGUGCGUUCGGAUGUACAGCAGCUGUAUAUUUAUUCUGUUAAUGUUGGGUGUUCGAAUGGAGUUUCCCAGAGGAUCCGAGUCCAGAUCUUUCUAGUCUUUCUUUCUCUCCCAGUGUGCCUUUGCCGUGAGACCACAGAUGACCUCGUAAAUUGUGUGGUUGUUACAAGUUUAGUUCCUCCCACGCCAAACCACAGAGAACCAAAUCUAGAUCCUGCUUCGGGAAUGGCAAAUCUGGAGCACAUGGGAACUAAACUGACCAGUUAUCAUUAACCAAAUGCUUUUAGCUCUUUGUAAAGAACCAACAGCUUUAGUUCAAUGUGUGUUUCAGUAUGAAUGAGUGUUAGUAAAUGUAAUGCAUGUUUGCCAUUGUUGUUGACUUGUUUAUUUUUUUGUUUACUCCGGUUUUUGCUUUAAAUGAAGCAGUAAUUGAAGGACGUAGAAUGCAUGUUGUGAAUGCGUGACG